Funneliformis geosporum is the source of this 527-nucleotide messenger RNA. The record is from the annotation of a GenBank genome assembly. NCBI's taxonomy places the organism in Eukaryota, Fungi, Glomeromycota, Glomeromycetes, Glomerales, Glomeraceae.
AUUUGGUUGGUCAUCCGUUUUUAAGUUCCAAGGUAGAAUACGUUGAAGCUACCACUACAUUAGAGCUAUGUCAGAGAGAUUUAGAAGUUAUUGAUGUUAAAGAUUCGAAUACCGUUGGUGAACUUAAGCUUAAGCUGAAUGUACUAGGCAAGUCUAUGUCAGGGUAUUCGGAUGCAGGAUUUCCGAUUGUAGAUGAUUCAAUAUUAGUUGGAUAUAUAGCGUCAAAUGAACUAGAACAUGCAAUAAACUCGUUGCAUAGUUCAGAUGAUACUAUAAGAUGUUAUUUUAAAGAACCUCCACUUGAUUUAGAAUCUAUUGAUUUUACUGCUUACACGGAUCAGGCUCCAUUAACAAUUUCGAAAAAUGCUUCAUUAGAAGUUGUUUUGGAGAUGUUUAAGAAGUUGGGAUUAAGAUAUCUUAUUGUAGUAAAUUGUGGACAGUAUGUUGGUGUUAUACAUAAAAAGAGAUUGUUGGCGUAUUUAAGGCAGAUGGAAGGUAAAAAAGAGGGUAAUAUUAUUCGAGAAUAA